Solea senegalensis (Senegalese sole) is the source of this 1755-nucleotide messenger RNA. Its product is annotated as SH2 domain-containing adapter protein E-like. The transcript is spliced from 5 exons. Gene Ontology annotation, molecular function: phosphotyrosine residue binding. The coding region runs from base 484 to 1755 and encodes 423 amino acids. Lineage: Eukaryota; Metazoa; Chordata; Actinopteri; Pleuronectiformes; Soleidae. The record is from RefSeq and is a predicted model, not a curated record.
GGACGCAGUAGGAGCUUCACUGCAACAGUGGACGGUUGUCAAAGAGAAACCACUCUGGGAAUGGGACCUAAAACCAGAAGCAAGACCAACUUUCCCUUCUUAAAGCUCUUCCACCACAGAAGACAACUCUUUAUCCAAAGGGAAUGAACUUUUCCUCUGUAAAGAAGAAGGAGCAGGUGUAAGAAAACUACAAAUGGGCUAAAUCAAAGGGUAUGGUUUUUAGUUUAACGUGCCAAAUUGGCAUCCCGUUUGUAAGUCUUUGACUUUUAAGAAUAGAGCUGUUGGCUUUUAUGACAUGCUUUUAAACUAAGGUGUGGAGAUCCUAUAAAGGUUAUGCAGGUUCUAUCCCAGAAUAAAGCAACGGAAGUCUUUUGUUAGAAAGGCUGUGGUUUCUAAAGGUGCGUCUCUGGGGCCCUGGUGCAUGGCGCUGAAAGGUGUCGAAAAAAGCCAGAGAGAGCGUUGUUGGUUUACAUCUGAGUUGCAAUGGCAAAGUGGUUCAAGGAGUUCCCCAUCAAUCUGAAGAAUGGCACCGACAGGAUCCGCUCAGCCUCCGAGUCAGGCUCCCAAACCUGCAGAGUCAAUAAAAGCGGACUGGUGGUCAGCAUCGGUACCAAAACCACUGGAUCCAAAGCGGCCCAUCGCAAAAACUCCUCCGCUGACAGCACAGGCGGCGGUGUUGGAUCUCUCCUGUCCGGAAGAAACCGUAAGAACUCGGCCGCAGACGGUGGGAGUUCACCCAAAGAAGGAAAAGUUUGGGAUAACCUUCUGUCUGGGAAGAGCCGCAAGAAUUCCAAAGCGGAGCCGGUGUUUGAGGACCAGCACAGAUCUGCUGUGAAGAGUUCCCCGCCUGCCAGUGCUUACAUCAACCGGCUGAUCAGAGUGGACAAACAGGACAAAAGUCCCAACUUCAACAGUGGCACCAUCAGCAGAGAAGUGGCUCCUGAAGCAGAGAAACCUACAGUCCAGAGCAAAACAGAAACAGUGAUCAUUCUUGAGGAUUACGCGGAUCCCUUUGAUGCCCAGAAGACCAGAGAGCAGAGGGAGGCAGAGAGACUUGGAGAGAAUGACGGUUACAUGGAGCCUUAUGAUGCCCAGCAGAUGAUAACUGAGAUCAGACGUCGAGGGUCCAAAGACCUGCUGAAGGUCACCGUGCUGACCGAGGGCAGUGAGGUGACGGUGGAAGACAGCCAGCCUGGGCCUCUGCAGAUCUAUGACGUCCCAUAUGAGGGAAGUGGUGGUGAUGGCGGUCCGGCCGAGAUGACACGGCCGGACCUGGAUCCUCGUCCGCCCACGGAGUACGAACUGCCAUGGGAGUGGAAGAAGGAGCAUAUCGUGAGAACUCUGUCAGCACAGUUUGACAGUCUGGAGCGCUCAGUCAAAGAUGAGACGCCUCCGCCGACGCUCACCAGGCAGCCACAGCACCCGCCGACCCAGCCGCCGUCUCAGCAUCAGCAUCUGAGGCAGAAGAGCUGGACCCAGAAGAUCCUGCGAUCUUCACCCCCAACACUACUGUCACCAUCCUCCACCACAUCAGCCAGCAGCCCUGACGCUGACGCCCGCUGUGUGGACCCUUCCCUGCCCCUGGAAAAACAGAGCUGGUACCAUGGCUGUGUGACUCGACAGGAGGCAGAGUUUCAGCUGCAGUCCUGCAAAGAAGCCAGUUUCCUGGUCAGAAACAGCGAGUCGGACAACAUUUUUACUCCAUCGCCCUCAAGGCGGUUAAUAUUCAGUGCAUUUCAUACUGCCAAGGGCUGA